AUGAGCGUACAUACGCGUACAAUGAUGUACAAUGUCAAUCCGAGGUGCCAGCCGUGGCACGGCCAUGCUCCCUUUCCGAUCGACCUGUCGCAAUACCAGAAGGUUGCCAUUGACCCUUGGACUACCACUAGCCUCAGCAACAAAGAUCGUGAUGCCUUGAAGACAAACAUUAGUCUUUGCAGAGAUGCCUUGGUCUUCUUUACAGCUUUGGGCGGUGCGUCUGGAUACGGCGGCCACACAGGUGGUGCUUUCGAUAUGAUGCCGGAGGUGUGCCUUGCUGAUGCCUUCUUCAGAGCUUGUCCUUCCAAAUUUGUGCCAACCUUUUUUGAUGAAGCUGGUCAUCGAGUUGCGACACAAUAUCUCUUUGCAGUCCUACAUGGCCAGAUGGCCGUUGACAGGCUGCUGGACUACCGAGUGGGUCACAAGGCAUUACCUGGACAUCCUGAACUUGGCCUCACGGAGGGCGUCAAGUUUAGCUCAGGUCGUUUGGGGCACCUCUGGGGCCACGUGAACGGUGUGGCCUUGGCAGAGCCAGACCGCACGGUGUGCUGCUUUAGCUCCGAUGGCUCGCAGAUGGAGGGCAACACUUCGGAGGCAGCCAGGAUGGCAGUCGCGCAGAAGUUGGAGGUGAAGCUGUUCAUUGACGACAAUGACACCACCAUCGCUGGACACCCUUCAUCCUACAUGAAAGGCUUCAAUGUAGGCCAAACUCUCCAAGGGCAUGGCCUUGCGACGGAAGAUGUCAACGGUGAAGACUUGGAUGCCCUGUUUGCUUCGAUGCGUCGGGCAGUAUUGCACAGUGGCCCCUAUGCGGUGGUCAUCAAAAGGAGCAUGUGCCCAGGAGUGGCUGAUUUGGAGGGCUCGAACGAAGGCCAUGAUGCUAUGCCCCUGAAGCACGCCGUGCAGUACCUGCAGUCACGGGGCCACUCUGAAGCCGUGCAGCUCUUGCAGAAGGUGCCAAAGACCAAGGAUCCCUAUGAGCCUUACCUUGGGGCUGGCAAGUUUGGAGCACCCAGGCAAGUCUUUGGCGAAUCCGUGUCUAGGAUUCUUGGGCAAUUGUCUUCAGAAGAGCGCCGCCAACGAGUUCUUGUGGUGGACAAUGACUUGGAGGGCUCCUGCGGCCUGAAGAAGGUGGGUGAGACUUUUCCGGAGAUCUAUUUGAAGGGUGGAAUCAUGGAGCGCGGCAACUUCAGUGCAUGUGCUGGAUUCAGCAGCUGCAGUGGUCGUUGCGCCGUUUUUGGCACUUUCGCAGCUUUUCAGGAGAUGAUUCUCAGUGAGGUAACAAUGGCACGUCUCAAUCACUGCAAUGUCUUGUGCCAUUUUAGCCACAGCGGGGUGGACGACAUGUCAGACAACACCUGCCAUUUUGGAGUGAACAACUUCUUUUCUGACCUGGGGCUGAAGAGCAAACACGCCCCUGACACUCAGCUCUUCUUUCCUGCAGAUGUACAUCAGACUUCAAAGGUGGUGGAGGCGGUUUUUUGGCAGAGCGGCUUGCGCUUCAUCUACACCACGCGGUCCAAGGUUCCUGAGAUCUUGGACGACACUGGAAGGGCUGUUUUCGGGGACGGCUAUGAAUUUCAGCUGGGAAAGGAUGAUUUGAUUUGGGGAAAUACGACAUGUGACGGCUACAUCGUCUCUUACGGCGAUGCGUUGUAUCGAUCUCUAGAUGCGGUGCACCGGCUUCAGCGCAUGGGCGUGGCAGUCGGGCUGGUGAACAAGUGCCAUGUGAAUGCUGUGGAUGAAGAUAUGAUGCAAACCAUCGGCAAGUCCAAAUUUGUUCUGGUUGUUGAGUCUCAAAAUUUACAAACAGGCCUGGGCCUUCGCCUGGGAACCUGGCUGUUGGAACGCGAGCUGACGCCCAAAUUUGCGCGAUGUGGUACGCACAAAGAGGGUUGUGGUGGCACCUGGGAGCAAGCCUACUAUCAAGGCUAUGAUUCAGCCUCCAUCGUCUCCACAGUCCUCGAAUUGUUCACGCCUCAAGGCAUGGAACUUUGA
Cladocopium goreaui is the source of this 1998-nucleotide messenger RNA. The record is from the annotation of a GenBank genome assembly. Lineage: Eukaryota; Dinophyceae; Suessiales; Symbiodiniaceae.